Molecule: messenger RNA, 1029 nt
Organism: Cavenderia fasciculata
Lineage: Eukaryota; Evosea; Eumycetozoa; Acytosteliales; Cavenderiaceae
Exons: 1
Coding region: 1-1029 (342 amino acids)
Source: RefSeq, a predicted model, not a curated record
AUGUCAACCAAUAAUAAUAAUAACAAAAAACUAUUUGUAGUUAUUAAUAGUUAUAGUAAACAAGGUAUUUCAAUCAUUAAUUCAUUGAUUCAAGAUGGAAAGUGGAACAUCAGAGGUGUUAGUUCUAGAGAUUCAUCUACCAUUGCUUUGGCCAAUGAAUGGAAGGAAAAGGCUGCCAAAAACAAUGUCAACAUUGAAUUUGUACAAAGGGACGUCACCAAGGAUGUCUCGGGACUGUUUGAUGGAGCAGAUGCAGCCUUUUUGAUGACACCAAACAUUGACUAUGCCGAUCCAGACCUUCCAGCCAAAGAGAUUGCCUUUGUCACAUUGCAAGCCGACGAAGCUCUCAAAGCCAAAGUACAACAUGUCAUCUUUUCGUCAGUCGAUACUCUUCCACAUCCAGAGGCUAUCGAACCUGGUUUUGAUAUCCUUACCUGUAGACCAAAGGUACAAGCCUACAUUGAGAAACUUGCCUUCCCCUAUGUCAGUGUAUUCUUGUUGGCCUACUUUCACAGCAACACUGUCGAGUUUAUCCCACCUAAACAAGAGGUCAAUGCCACCACAGGUGUCACCGAGUUUGUAUUCCCAUUCCCAUACUCUAUCGAUUCUGUUCAACCAUACAUUGACACGUACACUGCCACUGGUCCAACCGUACUAGCAUUCCUCGAGAAUCCCAAGCUUUACAAUCGUAAUCCCAUCCCACUCGUCAGUGAAUGGUUGACCUACCGUCAAGUCGUUGAAACCUUUGAAAACAUCACUGGUAUCAAGUCUCGUCCAGUACAACUCUCCAGAAAGGAAUACCUUGAAUGGAAUGGAUUCAACGGUAACCCAGUCACUGAACUCAUUGGCAAUAGAAUUUUCCAGGUUUGGGAAUCAACCAUCACUCAAAGAUAUUAUGAUCCAUCACAUGACCCAACCACCUUUAUCACUAAAAUACAACCAGAUGCACUUACCUGGUCAACUUUCUUAAAGACCACUCAAUGGAAAGGUGAAUCAUAUCAAGAAUUUAAAGAAAAGAAUCAUUAUUAA